This is a messenger RNA of Electrophorus electricus (electric eel), 4375 nucleotides long. RefSeq names its product solute carrier organic anion transporter family member 5A1a (gene slco5a1a). NCBI's taxonomy places the organism in Eukaryota, Metazoa, Chordata, Actinopteri, Gymnotiformes, Gymnotidae. Gene Ontology annotation, cellular component: basolateral plasma membrane. The record is from RefSeq and is a predicted model, not a curated record. Gene Ontology annotation, biological process: transmembrane transport; sodium-independent organic anion transport. Gene Ontology annotation, molecular function: protein binding.
CACGGUUAAGAUUUUAUGUUUGCAGAUUAUUUUUCAGUUGCGGUAAGAAGGUACUAGAUUUGCUUAUGUGGUAGGAAGAUAGUAAAUUUGCACAAAAUAAAUUACUCGAUCACACAAAAAAACCCUAUAGAUAAAUAACGAAUAAAGACUCCAUCCGUCUUUGUUGUGACUCGUGUGACGUAGCUCCUUGUUAGCAUUCCUGCGCUGUUUGGCUGAGUGAGCUCGAGAAAGAGCGAAUAGGACGCCGUAGCGAGCCCGUUACUCCGCAGCCGGUAAACAACCGUCGAUGCGAUCCUUGCUAAGCAAGGACAAGACUGCACUGGAAAUAUGCUUUCUUUAAUAUGGUCUUUAUAGAUGUUUUGCUGUAUAUUAAAAUGGAUCAAUUAGUACAGAGAGUAGAAGAUACCGUAGCGUUAUUCGGUGAGACUCGAGGAGAUUGUAUUUUUUGUCUUUUGUUCUGUCGGGACGUUUGUGGUGUGUUCCGUUGAAGCAUGCUAGUUAACUGCGCUAACGGGACCGCAGUACUGUUGCUUUUGUAGCUACCGAUCGAUUUUAGAAUAAACUCAUUUGCCAAUGGUAGGGAGCUUUUGUUAGCUGUGAGCGGUAAUAGUCGUUUGUGUGGUUUUCCUGUAAAGAAUAACAUACCGGAUGGCAAUUCUGCUUUGUGUUCUUGGAUAAGCUCGCCUUUUAACGGUGGCUAGCUAGAUAUAAAAGAUUUUGUAUUGUCUAUCAUCAUAAUUUCAGCCUAAGCUACACUGUCGUAUAUCAAGCACAAACUUUAAGAAAUAGAGUUGGAGGUAGAUUUUCUAGCCCACAGCAACGUAAAACAUGGUUAUUACUAAUGAGGGAGAGAAAAUGACUAGCUGACCUUACCAAAGCGCAGUCAAUCAAGCCAUACACACAAGUCUCGUGAUCAAUCACAACUAGGGUUUGGCUUGGAAAUGUUAAUUUAGUCAUAUGUGAAUUGUAUAGAUACCCACACAGCCGCUGAAAUAGAGCCAAGUCGCGAAACUGCUGUCGUCUUGGGUUAGGAAGAUAAGGCUAAUAAAUAAUAUUAAUAAAUAUAUACGGUACUGGGCUACUACCAGUACCGUAUAGAAUGGCCUCUUGGGAUCGUGGAGAUGCUGCAGACGGAGACGGCACCAUGCCGAUUAAACUCUUUGAGGAUCCUGGGCAGGCCCUUAAGUCGAAAAGCCUUCCUGUACUCAACGGCAACCAGACAUUAGAAACAGAUGGCACUGGUAGUCCCCUGCAGGGACACAAGACACUUCUUUCAGAUACGCACGGCGCGCCCCGGGGCGGCUCCCCGUCCAGGACUGACCGCUCCCCGUCCUCUGCCAGCCUGGUUGGACUGGGUUCGACUCGCAGCUCGGAGGCAGGCGCGAGGACCCGCCGCGCCACUUUGUUUCUGACCUCGCACCUUCGUCGCGUCUCCGUAAGGCGCUACGUCCGCGUGAUUUUUUCGGACUCGCGCUGCUUCUUGUUUUAUAUGUGUUACCUCACAUUUAUCCAGUCGCUCAUGGUGUCCGGGUACCUCAGCAGCGUCAUCACGACCAUAGAAAAACGAUACAGUCUGCGCAGUUCAGAGUCUGGUCUGCUUGUAAGCUGUUUUGACAUUGGAAGCCUCCUUGUCGUCGUCUUCAUCAGCUAUUUUGGUGGGCGGGGUCAGAGGCCACGCUGGCUUGCUAUCGGGGGCGUUUUCAUUGCAGUGGGUGCUGCCCUUUUUGCUCUCCCACACUUCAUCUCUCCACCCUAUCAGCUGGAGCAGCUGAACACUACAGGACGAGGAGAUGGACUCUGUGCUAGCACCAAUAGCAGUAGGAGGGAGGGUCCAGAGGCAUGUCCUUGGGACCAGGAAGAGAGUGAACAUGCUCUGUAUGUAGCACUUUUUAUAUGUGCUCAGAUUCUUGUGGGGAUGGGGUCCACACCCAUCUACACGCUUGGACCCACAUACCUGGACGACAAUGUGAAGAAGGAAAAUGCGUCGCUCUAUUUGGCAAUCAUGUAUGUAAUGGGAGCUCUAGGACCUGCUGCUGGCUAUCUGCUUGGUGGGGUUCUGAUCGGGUUCUAUGUGGACCCAAACACUGCUGUGAACAUCGACCAGAAUGACCCACGUUUUGUAGGAAAUUGGUGGAGUGGGUUUCUGUUGUGUGCUGUGGCCAUGCUGCUGGUGAUCUUCCCCAUGUUUGCUUUCCCGAAGAAGCUCCCCCCUCGCCAUAAGAAGGGUGGGAGGAAGAAGAAGAGGACAGAGGAUGAUGAUGUUAUGAAGGAGAAGAGCCAGGCCGUCUCCUCUUCCAUUGGUUUCGGGAGGGACAUCAAAGAGAUGCCGAAGGCAGCCUUACGUAUCCUGAGCAAUGUGACGUUUUUGUUUGUGAGUUUGUCAUACACAGCAGAGUGUGCCAUUGUCACAGCCUUCAUCACCUUCAUCCCCAAGUUCAUUGAGUCUCAGUUUGGGGUUCCAGCAUCGAGUGCCAGCAUCUAUACAGGGUUGAUAAUAGUGCCAAGUGCUGGUGUGGGUAUAGUGCUGGGAGGUUACAUCAUUAAAAAGCUGAAGUUGGGAGCAAGAGAGUCAGCCAAACUGGCCAUGAUCUGUAGUGGAGUGUCUUUGCUCUGUUUCUCCACACUCUUCAUCGUUGGCUGUGAGAGCAUCAACUUGGGAGGAAUCAACAUACCCUACACUACCGGGCCCACAUUGACUCUGUCUCAUCGGAAUCUAACUGCAGGGUGUAAUGUGAACUGUGGGUGCCGGAUUCAUGAGUAUGCUCCUGUGUGUGGUUCAGACGGUAUCACCUACUUUAACCCCUGCCUGGCUGGCUGCAACAGUGUCUCCAACGACAGCUCAGGCAUCAGGAACUAUUCAGACUGUGCAUGUGUGCAGAGCAGACAGGUAAUCACUCCAUCUGGAGGGAAUCACGAGCUGCAGGUGGUCAUUGUGAAAACAUACCUAAAUGAAAAUGGCUACGCGCUUGCUGGCAAGUGUGAGCGCACCUGUGGAACUCUCAUAACCUUCCUGAUCUUCCUCUUCAUUGUCACUCUCAUCACUGCUUGUGCUCAGCCGUCUGCCAUCAUCGUCACCCUUAGGUCUGUAGAAGAACAAGAGAGACCAUUUGCUCUUGGGAUGCAGUUUGUUCUUCUCAGGACUCUUGCCUAUAUCCCUACUCCAAUCUAUUUUGGUGCUGUGAUUGACACCACCUGCAUGCUGUGGCAGCAGGACUGUGGUGUUCAUGGUUCCUGCUGGGAGUAUGAUGUGACUUCCCUGCGCUUUGUCUACUUUGGCCUGGCCGCCAGCCUUAAGUUCCUGGGCUUCCUCUUCAUUUUUCUCACGUGGUAUUCACUUAAGCGGCGUGAGGAGCACACGCACUCGCACACACACCCUAUCUCCCCAUUGGACACAGUCAGCCAGCUGAUUUGCCACGCAGGGGGUCAAAAGGGUCACGCUCGUACGCGCUCCUGUCCUGUCUUCCUCCCACGACCCCCUGAACAUUGUCAUGUUGCAGCCAUGGCAACUGGACAUGCCCUCAGCCGCGGCAGCAGUUGCCCCGGCAAUGGCUUAAAAGCAAUAACUCCGCCCAUCAGGUCUCUGGAAAAAGUGGUGAUAUGACUGCAGAGAUAUCCACACACACUUACAUAUCUAAGGACAUAGAGGGGCAUACGUGAAGACCAGGUGGAGUCUCGCCACCUCCACUAUGUCCAGGUAUGAAGAAUGCCCUGCACAGAGCCAUUGCUGGUGCCUUUUUCUUUUGACUUGUGCACACACACAGUUUGGGACACACUGGACAUAAUACCUCAACAGGACAAGUACCUCUCUCAUUCUCCUUACACACAGUCUUACAUUCUACAGGGCCAGUACUGUACUUUUUCUCCUUGUUACACAUACACACAGUAAACGAUUCCAUGUUAAGUAUUAUUCUUAUUGUUUUGUGUGCACACAUACUUGUCUGUUACCUUAUUCUAUUGUCAUUUGUCAUUCUCUUCCUGUGGUGGUUUGUUUUGUUUUUUGUUUUUUUUCCAUCUGUAAGCAGUACAAUGAGACUGUAAAGGUGCUGCAGAGACUCUCAAACCUGUCUUGCCCAUCUGUUGAUUAGUGAGAUGGUCCAUUCUUUUGUAACCUUUAGUAAGGAGGGAUGAACUGGAAUUGAAACUGGAAGCUGUACUAUGCAAAUUCUCCUUUCCCACUCCAGUGUAUGAAUUUAGCCAAACAGAGCAGUGGUACAGCUGUGAAUGCUGUCCAAUGCCAAAUGCUGAGUGUGUCAAUAUUUAAAGUAUUAGUGGCUGUAUGAAUGCAGAUCUUCACUUAGGGAUCAUGUCUCUCCUACACUGGAUGUUUCAUCAGUGUUUGAUGUCUAAAUUAAAGGUAUUUUGAUUAAAACAAAAA